GACUCCACAUACCAAUCUGUUUGGAGAAGACGCAUUCCAGAGUUCUGAAGCAAAGCAACAAGUGUUAAUUUGAGAUUUGCUGUCCUCGGCAUGGGUUGAAAUGAAAGAAGAUAAAGGAAGAACUCCUCUCCGCAUCAUUCUCCACAAUUUUUUGAACCACAUUGAGAAGUUGGAAUCUCAGAGAUCUCCAGAAGAUAGUUAUGAAAAGGAGUUCCAGGAGCUGAAAUUAUUCAGUGAAAACCUUAAAGGACACAAGCUUUAUGCCAGUGGAGAAGGAGAAAAAGAAGUCAAUCGGAAGAAGAACCGAUACAAAGAUAUUUUGCCAUUUGACUUCAGUCGUGUUAUUCUGAGUGAAUAUGCCGGGACUACAGGAAGUGACUACAUCAAUGCCAAUUUCAUCAGAGGAGCUAGCGGGUCUCCGGCUUACAUUGCUAGCCAGGGGCCCUUACCUCACACCGUCAAUGAUUUCUGGAGAAUGGUGGUGGAAUGUGAAGUCCAUGUCAUUAUUAUGGCCUGCAAUGAAGAUGAAGCCGGAAAGCACAAAUGUGAAAAGUAUUGGGUUGAUCGGGAGGAAGAAGUGAAGCAGUAUGGCAUGGUGCGCAUUCGUUUGAUACAAGGAAGUGAUGUCUGUCCUGACUUUUCUGUGCGCACCAUUAAACUGGAAUAUACCAACAAAGAUAACACCACUGAGGAGCGCACUGUGUGUCAGUUUCAUUAUUCAGCAUGGCCAGAUCACGGCGUACCUCCAUCCGUGCGCCCCCUAUUGGACAUGGUUCGUCUAGUGAGAGAUACGCAAGCCUCUGAAACUCUGCCAGUUCUUGUUCAUUGCUCAGCUGGAUGUGGGCGCACAGGAACAAUUUGUGCAAUUGAUUAUGUUUGGGGAUUACUUCGUGCAGGUAAAUUGACCAAGGACUUCAGUCUUCAUACUUUGGUGCGAGAAAUGCGACGACAGCGUGUUGCUAUGGUUCAAACUACAGAACAAUACAUAUUGGUGCAUAGGGCAGUAAGAGAGUUAUUUAAAGAGCAACUAAGAGUUAUAGAUUCUCACCCUUAUGAAAAUAUUGACCUUGACGGAGCCCUUGUACGCAACAAGAAUGAGGAAGAACCUCUUUAUGAAUCUGUGCGCACGUUUGAUGAACCUAGAAAAAUUGGAAUCAAAACAAUUCAAACUGAUGAGUCCUCUCCUGCACCUCCACUCCCAAGGAAAAAUCGAGUACAUAUGGCUGCAUCCAAACAUGAAAAAGAAGUUGAAAAUCAGACCCAAAAGCAGCGCAACAGUCAAGGAGGACCUGUUGGUAUUGCCAAGCUGAAAGCUAUGUUUGAGCGUAGUCCUGUGUCUCGAAGCCAGUCUCUGGGCAGAAGGCAAGCAUCUAACCCUGUGCCUGUUGUGACUGCACCAUGUCCUGCUCUUCCCAUCAAAAGAAGUAAAUCAUUACGAAUAGUUGGAGAAAGGAACAGGUUAUCUAUUAUUGCACACCAUGCAGCCAAUACAUCAGCUAACGGCUCAGUAAAAUCAAAGCCUCCAACUGCCAGGAACAAAUCGAUGCCAGGUGCACUUCUAAGAAGAAGAAGAAGUUUUGAAUCAGACAACAGUCCAAAACCAACCCGGCGCUCUCUCCACUUGGAUGAUGAUGGCCGCAAACUGCUUCAAGAUUGCAAAGAUUUCCUUUCCAGGUCAGUGGAUUCUCCUUCGGGAGAUGCUGGCUGUCAGCGAAUUGAAGGUGUUGUGGGAGGGAAAGGAAUUCGUGAAAGAAGGGACAGCUUCAGACAAGCUAUAUCUAAGAAGACGGAGUUACCCGCAGACAAGGGUUUGAGCAACACCAAUCCAAUUGUGGCAAGGCAACAUACUCCUCAAAGGAACCAUGAUGUACCUGAUGAAGUUGAUGGCCCGCUGGUACACCAGAUGAGGUAUCAGGGUAACAGUAAAGAUGAAGUCGACACCAGCCUGUCAAAUGUCAUCAUCGUCAAACCUGAUCGAGCCUCUCCUAAGGUAGACUUAUACGUGAAGGGACUCUCAGGAGAAACAGUCACAUCUAAUGGGACUCCAGUAGAAAAUGGUUCUGAUCCUCUGAAGCAAAUUGGUUUAAUUUGGAACCGAGCUGCUACCUCUAUUGAUCUGAAAAGUAAUCUGAAGAAUGGUGACCUGAGUCUGCAAGAACUCAAAUCGUGUUUGAGAAGAGAAGGUACAGCCCAUGAAUUGAAGGCAAGGAAAAUUGAAGCCAUGCAGAAUUCUCUUCCUGUUAAGCCUUACAAAUCUCUGGACAGGGUUCCUAAAAAGGAUGACAUUCAGCCUGCUUCCUCUGAAUGGCGCCCUCCUGUUGUAAAUAAUUCAAUGGGAAGUCCUCACCGUUCUCCUCAAACAACUGUUGAUCGUCGAAAUCCUUUAGCUAUGCCCAGCAGCCCCCAUCGCUCACCUCAGACAACUGUUGACCGUAGGAAUCCUCUUCCAAACAUGACUAUGUCAAGUCCGCAGCAGUCACCCCAAACAACAGUUGAUAGAAGACACUCUCACUAUGCCCCUUCAAGUCCUCACCGGUCUCCACAGACAACCUAUGAUAGAAGAAACGCACUCGCAAGCCCUCAUCAGUCACCCCAAGCCACUGUGGAUCGUAGAAACCCGCUGAGCUCACACCCAAGUCCUCACAGCUCUCCGCAAACCACCGUAGACAGGAGAAACCCACUUUCAGCAGCGGCAAGCCCUCAUCACUCUCCGCAGACAACAGUGGAUCGAAGAAACCCUUUGAGUUCGCAUUCCAGUCCUCAUCAAUCACCUCAAACGACAGUUGAGCGCCGGAAUCAUCUCAAUCAACUCUCAAGUAUGUUGAUGCCAUCAGAAUCUUCACCAAUGAACCCAAGAAAUCAUAUUGGAGCUCCUCAACGCUCUCCUCAAACCACAGUGGAUCGCAGGAACUCUGGGUCUCACAUAUCCCCUCAAACAACUGUGGAUCGCAGGGCACCUCUUAGUUUAGGCGCAAGUCCGCAUGUCUCACCUCAAACGACUGUGGACAGGAGGAACGUGAUGUUGUCAGUUCCUCCUCCCAUGCCCCAGCUGCAAAUGUUGUUGACUGCCAGUCAGCUGGGCAAUGCCGCUUCAUCUCAUCCGAUUGCCCUGCCCCCAAAUGGCAAUGUGCCUCUGAGACCUCCUAUGGGUAUGGAUCAUCAACCACAUCAAUCUCAUCAACCUCGACCCUCUAAUGGCUCUCAACAUAGACCACAUUUGCACAAUGCACGUGGGCAUAGUCAUGGAGUCGCUGCCAUUCCAACUACUUAUGACAAGAAACCAGCAGAACCUUACAGCUACGGACUUGUAGCCAGCGUCCUCAGAAGAGGAUCUCAAGAUGACCUUGCACUCUGUGCAUCUGGAAAUGGAAUAAUUCCUACUAAAGCUUCAACCAGUGGUCAACGCCCGAGCGGACCUAGUGCUCCACCGAGGAUCAAGAGGCAUGCCAGUGUUGUCCUGCCGAGGAAAACUACAGCGAAUAAAGAAGCAGCAGGAGUGUUAAGUCCAAGUACACCUGUUGAUCCGAAGAGGUGGUCUGCCAAGGGAAAUCAAUCUGUCUCUCCGCAAAAGGUGGCAGCUUUUCCACCUGGACCAUUGCCAGCUACAGUUCCAUCUCCCUCUAUUUCAACGGUUCCCUCCCAAGCUCCUGCCACAGUGCCGACAACUACGACUCCCUCUUCUAAAUCCAACACUCCCGUGCAGGCGGCCGGAGCUUCCAAGUCUCGAUCAUCUCCCAAGAAGUUGUCUGGCAGUAGCUUAAGCAGAGCUCUGGGUGCUCUCCAGUUGCGACGUUCUGGAAACUCCUCUGCUUCAUCCCCUCCAGCAGCGGUCAAAGCAGCCAAUGAAGACCCGAGCUCUGCAGUGCAAAGGUCACCUGUCAAAACUGCUACACCCAGCAAAGUCUCUGCCCCUUUCCCAGCAGGUGUGGUGUCACCUACAAUGGUCAUCAACCCUGGAAAAACAAUACUUCCAGCAGGCAUCAUGGAUGAUGGAAGUAAGUCGCACCCAACAGCGCAGGAACAUUCUGUGCGAAGCCCAGUCUCCUACCCAACGAUUCCAAACCACCAGACCCAGCCCACAUACCCCCCUCCAUCGCACCUGCAUCCCCAUCCACACCCCCACCCCCAUCCCCGUCCGCUUGCGGCCACCCCUACCCAGCGCCUGCCGCCCCAGCCAUACCAGCACCGCCACCCCUACCCCCCUCAGAGGCAUGCGCCCCCUGUCGCUGCUCAGCACCAGCCCCUUCAGCAGCACCUCUAUCCACAGACCCCCCACCAGCAUCCAAAGACCCAUAAGAAACAGCAGUAUCUCUGAGAAUUAACAUUCCUUCAAAAAUUAGGGUGGCUUUUACCCAAUUUUAAUGAUUAUUUUUUUAAAACUAUAGAAUUGUAGCAUUUUGGAUGAUAUUUUUUAUAUUCUUUUAUUUUGGUGGAGCACUUGUUUACCUAUGAGGCACGAUUGUAAUCUUUUUCAAGUCGGAACCAGUUUUUUGGUGAAGCAGUGCUGCCUGUUAAGGUUUUGCUACUGACAUAUUGUUGACUUCCAUUUGAAAUUUUGACUGUCUUGCUAUGAAAAUCAUUUUAUUUUAAUUAAGGAAAGUAUUUUUAGAAUUAAGUUUAGGGUUCUUCCAUUUAUUAAUGAAUGAAUGAAAGUGGCAAUAAUAACAUAAGUAUUUAACAGUCAGGAUUUUCUGAGGUUCGUACUUUUAGUAGUAGUAAACUUUACAUUGUGAUUUUUAAGCUCAAACUUUUGUACCGGUAUGUUAGAGAAAAAGUGGACAGAACACAAAUGUUUUUUUUCAAAGCUGUGUUGAUGAUAAAGGACAUGUAGCUUUACUUAUCUCAUUUGUUUUCUGUCUACUGUGUUAAUGUUAUAAUUUUUCUGUCAAAGACAUAUGUUGCGGUUGGAGUUACGCCUUAGAUUGUGUCAUUGUCAUUGGAAAACCUUAAAAUCCAAGUGAUGCCUAGGCAUAUGUGAUAUGAAUGUAUCUAUAAUUAAUCAAAUUUAAGUUUGUAGAGACGAAGUAGUUAGUUCAAAAUUAAAUCAGAGUAAGCUUAACAUUCCAUUUUAUAUUUAUAGUUUGUUAUUUGAAAAUGUGGUUUAAGGACCAAGAAAGCUCUCUAGACAAGAUGAGCCCUCCCAAGGAGAGCCUCUUCUAUCUCUCUUUUAAAGAAAGUAAAAUAUGCUAUUUUAUACCUUGUAGUGGAGGGCAACCUCCUUGUCUCUUUAUUUGUGUUUUACAGAGUCUCCUUAAAAUUUUAGUCACGAAAGAACUGACCUCAGCUAGUAUGUUAUAUCAAAGUCAGGUGUGAUCAGGUCCUUUGUGACUUCAGUGUUUUGUUGUUCUUUUCUUCCAUACUUUGUUUUAGCUGGUCUUUACUUCUCCCUCAGCCAUACAAUAUCUUUAAAAAAGGAGUAUUGUGCUUGGUAUGCUGUAUCAAAUCAUCAUUUCUUGCCCCGAUCAGUUGCUUUAGCUGGUAGAGCAUUUCCUUUUUGUACCAAUAUGGGCAUCAGAGGGUUUCACCAAUAAUAUACUGACUUUCGUUUUCUGUAAUUUUAAGGAACCCUGCACAGUUAAUUUAUUAUUUUUGGGGUUGAAGAAAUGAUGCAAUCAAAAUUUUUCACACCAUACCAAAUUCUGUAAACAGAGAGUUCAUUCUGUUAAUGUCUAUUUGUAUCUUGUAUUAAUUUUUUCUACUGUUUUUGUUUCCUUGUUUCUUUAUGAAAGAAAUGUUGUUAACGUUGGGUUAAAAUAUGUUUCUAAUGGGGUGAACUAAAAAAGUUGUUUGCUUUAUUUAUGAUUGUCUUCUUAAUGGUAUAUAUAAAUUUAUUAUGUACAUGUUAAAUUUUAUCUUGUAUCUCUUUCAAAAAUAGUUUCAACGUCCAGGGAAACCACGGUCACUUUUAGCAAAAUACUUAUAAUAAGAGGUCACCCAGUGCUAUGUUGAAAGAAAAACAUUCAAGUGACAUUUGUAAUUGCUUGUACUUUCUUUUUAAGAAAACUGUAUCCAGUGAUAGGUAUUUUUACAACUGUGAUUGCAUACUUUUACAUUAACUUAUCUAAAUGCCAAUACAUAGUUGACAAGCUUCAGAAAUGUAGGCUUUGUAUCACUCCACAAGCAGCAAUCUUGCAGUCCGUCCCUGAUCAUGUAACCGUAACAGAUUCCUUCCAAAUAAAUAAGUUUGUAUUAAAAACUUGAA
Messenger RNA from Thrips palmi, 6202 nucleotides. Its product is annotated as formin-like protein 20. The transcript has 12 exons. The record is from RefSeq and is a predicted model, not a curated record. Bases 101 to 4315 code for a protein of 1404 amino acids. Gene Ontology annotation, molecular function: non-membrane spanning protein tyrosine phosphatase activity. Gene Ontology annotation, biological process: peptidyl-tyrosine dephosphorylation. Gene Ontology annotation, cellular component: cytoplasm; nucleus. NCBI's taxonomy places the organism in Eukaryota, Metazoa, Arthropoda, Insecta, Thysanoptera, Thripidae.